AUGUUUCGUAAUACUUAUCAAAAUGGGUUCCUGUCCAUUCUUUACAGCUGUGGUUCUUCUCCAUUAGCAAUUUGGGGCAUGCAAGUAAAGAAUGGGUACAUAAAGCGGGUGACUGAUCAAGAAGUCAGGUCCCUGGUGCUUGAAAUUGCGGGAACAAAUGUCACCACAACAUUCAUCACAUGUCCCAAGGAUUUGAAGAAAGUUCUAGGCAUAAAACUUCCUUUUGUGAUCAUGAUAAUUAAGAACAUGAAGAAAUAUUUCACCUUUGAGAUCACAAUCCUCGAUGACAAAGAUAUGCAUAGGAGAUUCCGGAUAAGCAAUUUCCAGAGCACCACUAGAGUGAAACCUUUUUGCACGACUAUGCCAAUUGGCCUCUCUGGAGGAUGGAAUCAGAUUCAAUUAAAUAUAGCUGAUUUCACGAGACGUGUUUACGGCACAAAUUACGUGGAGACAACCAGAGUACAGAUACAUGCAAACUGCAGGAUAAGAAGGAUCUAUUUUGCGGAUAGACUUUAUCCCGAGGAUGAAAUGCCGGUGGAAUUUAAAUUGUUUCUUCCACGCGAACGUAAAUCAAAUCGAGAAGCCAAAGGAAGAGUUAUUAGUAAAGGAGAGAUUAAGGGUGAUGGAGAUCAAUUGCCGGAUGAACCACCUCAAUUUUUGGCAGGAGAAGAUGCUGUCGCAGAGACUGGUAAAAGUAAAGAACGGCUCACAUUGCAGGAAGAGUUUGCUGUUGGUCCUGGAGUGCUAAUGACUCGCCAAAAGUCUGAUACGGCUUCAAGGAAGUCGGUAUCCUUGGGUAAAUUGAAAAACGAGUCACAAUUGCCUGAGAACAUUGAACCUGCAGACGUAACUAUUAAAGAAGCUCCAGAGGAUGAAGCAGAAGAAGAGAGCAAUGCAAAUAUAGCAGCAGAUAAUCUAGGCAAGGAUGAUAUGACUGACAAAGGGCCAGAGCCAUCAGAAACUGAUGUAACUGAAGAUGAUGGGACUAGAACCGAGACUGAAGAGAUCGUUGAACUUGCAGAGAACAAUGGAGGUUGA
Molecule: messenger RNA, 1038 nt
Organism: Athalia rosae (coleseed sawfly)
Lineage: Eukaryota; Metazoa; Arthropoda; Insecta; Hymenoptera; Athaliidae
Product: cilia- and flagella-associated protein 20-like
Exons: 3
Coding region: 1-1038 (345 amino acids)
Biological process (GO): cilium assembly; positive regulation of cell motility; regulation of cilium beat frequency involved in ciliary motility
Cellular component (GO): ciliary basal body; motile cilium
Source: RefSeq, a predicted model, not a curated record